AUGCAGCUAACCAAGCAGUGUGAGAACAUCACCAAUUAUUUAGUCCAGGCCCGUGAAAAUCGCAUGGAACUCGUAAAUUUACUGAACGAAGAGGAACAGGCGAUCGAAUCGGAAAUACGUAAAUAUGAAGAAAAUUUACGUGAAAAGGCUGAUCGUUUCCGUAAAACGCGUAAUUAUUAUAACGAAGAGCAAAUCAAGAACGAAUUCGAAAUGAUCAAUCAAAAUGUCAUAAAACUAGAGAUAGAAGAAGGUCAGCAGAGACAAAAUGUUAAAGAGUUACAAAAGGAAGUGAUGUCUCUUAUGCCGGAUAUACCUGAAGAUAUACUUGAAAUUGUG
Molecule: messenger RNA, 336 nt
Organism: Iphiclides podalirius (scarce swallowtail)
Lineage: Eukaryota; Metazoa; Arthropoda; Insecta; Lepidoptera; Papilionidae
Source: the annotation of a GenBank genome assembly